AUGAAGAAACUCAGUACUGCGUCCGUCUCGCUGGCCGUUACGCCGACCGUCGUGACCACCCUGUUCUCACAUGCAAGUCUCACAAUCUCCAGCACUUGGAUCGGCCACGUUGUGACUUGUGAUUCCUGGACUGACGAGACGAAAUCACAGUACCUCCACAGAAAGCAUUUCAGAGAGCAACCGACGGCCCACCUGUCGUACGAUCAAGGGUUACAUCUGAUCCGCUCGUUUCUCGAGUUCGCCUCACACCAUACCGUCGAGGAACUCCAGGCGUUUACCUCGCAAUCGGUGCCGUGCCCGCAAUGGGUCAAGGCUGACGAGGCCGUCGUUUCCGACGAGCAGCUCACCCGAUCGGCCGAUCUUCUCCAGGCCCACCUUGGGCCUGAUGGCAUCCGUCAAGUUGGCGGCAAGGGUUGGUGGCAGUGGAGGAAGCCCAAGUCAUCGCUGCAGGCCGAGUGGAUCGAGAUGCGAUCGGACGCCAACGAGCGGAAGAAGACGGGCGAUGCGGGAAAACGCGUCAUGAUGUACAUACAUGGUGGCGCCUAUUUCUUCGGAAGCGUGGACGAGCAUCGGUACCAGAUGCAGCGGCACGCCCGCAAGCUCAAGGCAAGAGUCUUCGCCCCCAAGUACCGGCUCGCACCGCAGUUCCCAUUCCCUUGCGGCCUGCAGGAUUGUCUGGCGGCCUACCUUCACCUCCUGCAAACCCAACACCCGAGCACCAUUGUCCUCGCCGGCGAUUCGGCCGGCGGCGGCAUGGUCGUCUCGCUUCUCUGCGUCUUGCGCGACCAGGGCGUUCCUCUCCCCGCCGGCGCCAUUCUCAUCAGUCCCUGGGUCGACUUGACGCACUCUUUUCCCAGCCUGUCGGCCGAUGCUCCCCUGGACUACAUACCUCAGUCGGGCUUCCAUCAUAAGCCAUCGCGAGCGUGGCCACCGCUCGACGACGCAGCCAUUGCCCAGCUUCGAGAGGAGGCUGCGAAAAGGAAGCUAGGUGUUGAUGCCAAGAAGCCUGCCGGCGCCGACACGGUCGAAAAACGGCAACUGCCGUCCAUUGCGACGAGUGAGAAGACGGUUGAAGUGAAAGGCGACAACGGCGAGAUGAAGUCGGAUACCGAAGGGCACCUUUCCAUCAUGAUGGACGGCGAGCUCGUCACCAUCAAAGAUCAGAUACAUAUGUACACUACGAACGCUCUCCUCACGCACCCGCUGGUCAGCCCCGUGAUGCAACCGACUCUCGGCGGAUUGCCGCCGGUGCUCGUCAUGGUCGGCGGUGGCGAGAUUUUGCGUGACGAGCAAAUUUUUCUGGCCCAUAAGUUUGCGAACCCUGCCAAGUAUGCUCCGUCAGCCGAUAUCAUGACGGAUCGAGGGCGAGAGCUUCUCCAAAAGUACUGUCCGACCGACGUUCAACUUCAAGUCUGGGACGGCCUAUGCCAUGUAGCCCCGACACUCAGCUUCACCCGACCCGCAAAGUACAUGUUUCGCUCCGUUUCCCAGUUCGGCGCCUGGGCCUUUGCUCGAGCGCAGAAGACGGGAAUCGAGAUCAUGGAUGACGACGCCAUAUCCGUCAUUUCGACCGAAUCGGACACCGACAUUUCGGCGGCGAAGCAGGGAAAACAAAAGUCUUCCGUGCCAGCUCAAGUGGGAAAAGCGGGCGAUCCUCUACCACCGUUCCGGAAGCACAUGAUUCGGCAAAGAGUCACGCGCCAUGGCAUGACUCUUCCUCUUGCACCGGAGUCGGACCUUCCCGGCUGCUGCAUGGAGUCGGCCUCUGUCUGCGUCAUCAAGGAAGAGCCGGUCAAGAAAUGGAUGGCGAUGAAGCGGCAGUGGGAUGACAAUUAUUCCUCCGCCACGGCCAAGGUGCACCGGAAGAUUGUCAAAGAUCUCACCAUCGGGCUGCGGGAGCUGUAUCCCGAUGAGCAUCCGCCGCCGACCGCGUUGGCCGGUAGAGUGCGGAUCGAGUCCGAGCUGGCCGUGGGAAAGAACAAGAGGAGUCUCGGCUUAGCAUUUUGGUCGCUUCUGGGUUCCAAGCACGACGAGGCUACCGUCGAGCGAGAAAAGCAGGCAGGUCGAGAGCCAGACGUCCUGGCGGUAACAGGUGACGAGGGGCAAGGCGCAAGGCCCUUUGCCGACAUCGAGGCACAGAAGCCUGCGUUGGCAUCGGCCGAUGCCGAAAGUCAAAAUCACUCCGAGUGUCGGACCGUGAUUGAGGAACAGCCGACUGAUGGAGACGUUGACGAAACGCCCAUCGCCGCCCUCCUAGCCGAGCGCCGCGCCAGGGAGGACUCUGGCGUCGGCCUCGGCCCCAACUACGUACCCAAGACCGGCGUAGCAGGGAAGCGACCGAUACUGGACGGCAUUGCCCUGCCGUUUAGCCUGAAGAAGGACGCGGAAACGGCGAGCAUGCUGACGCUGAACUCGGCCGUGAGCCCGGGGCCGAACUCACCCCCGAUGACCCCUCUGGGGCCGCAGUUCCAUGUCACGGGACCACUGAAGGCUGAAGCAGCCGUCAAGACGGAGCAGGAGCAGCGGGAGAAGCCGGCAGUGCUACCAGAGGUGCCGACGAUCGUCGCGCCGGACUCUGUCACCGAGCGAGAUGAUGAAUCGAGAUCCAACACGGGCCCUACACAUCCGGCAGCUUCCUGGGAGGCCUCUGGGACCGCCAGUUGGUGGCCCUUUGCGCCGUAG
Drechmeria coniospora is the source of this 2682-nucleotide messenger RNA. RefSeq names its product acetyl-hydrolase. Gene Ontology annotation, molecular function: hydrolase activity. The coding region runs from base 1 to 2682 and encodes 893 amino acids. The transcript is spliced from 2 exons. The record is from RefSeq and is a predicted model, not a curated record. NCBI's taxonomy places the organism in Eukaryota, Fungi, Ascomycota, Sordariomycetes, Hypocreales, Ophiocordycipitaceae.